GCUAACAUGUCUGUUGUAUCAGGCAGCGAGCAGGAAGGCUGUAGAAAACUCUUAAAUCUGCUCCCAGUGGAUGAUCUGCUAGCACUGAACGAUACAGUGACUAAUCGAUUAAUCGCUGUAGAGAGCUCCAAAGAGGCCAUUGAAGCCAUUAUAGCCUACUCUCAGAGUGCUGAAGAGCUCCUCAAAAGGAAAAAGGUGCACCGCGAUGUUAUUUUUAAGUAUCUUUCUACAGAGGGUGUGACUGUCCCUCCAAACAGUGAGAAACAUCAGCUAGUGAAGAGGACUCUUGAAUUAUGGUCAUCUGGCAAUGAUUCCCAAUCACAGGCAUCGGUCACCCAAGCCAAUGGGCUUGCAGACCUGACAGCUUUGGGUAAGCAGUUUUGCCAGUGGUUCUUUCAGCUCUGGAACUCUCAGAACCCACUGGCAGGUCAGCCAGUGCAGGACUGGGGACCACAGCACUUCUGGAAUGAUGCCAAACUGCUACUCGUCUCUCAUACCGGGAAUCACCAGAGAGAGGAAUUCCUCGGCGCUGAACUGAUGAGCCAGCGGCUGUUCGCUCUCGUCGGACAAGAGCAGUUACUCUUUUGUCCGAAUCUAGAGCAAGAAGGACUAAAGUGCUUAACCUCACCUCAUGGGUUGGUCCUGGUGGCAGUUGCUGGAACUAUUCAUCGGACAAGCACUUGCCUUGGAAUUUUCGAGCAAGUAUUCGGACUGAUUCGUGAUCCACUUGAAAAUAACCGAUGGAAGAUUCAGUUGGUUCAUUUGAGAAUCAAGGGACAGCUUGGGAAGGAAAUGAAACCGGCCGUGACGUAUGAUUCAAACGAGCUGCUUCAGCUGUUCACAUAGUAUUAUUAUCACCAAAAUAUUUUAUAUGGACGUCUUUAAGAUGGAAAGAAGCACUUUACAUGGUGCGUGAUGCAUUGUGCAUGUUACGUUACCAUGGCAGAUAUUUGUUUUAUUGUUAUUAUUAUGCACACUUCACUGUGGAUAUACAGUGUAUAUUUUUCUGAACUGUUCAUCAGAAGCUAAGAGAAAUAAUAAGAUAUAAAAAUUUCAGAAGUUCUGGAAAACAUGCUCACACCUACAACCUAUUUGAAAAUUAGAAUCCCUAAUGUCAAAACAUCUAAGCCUUAAAUGGGGGUAGUCUGUGACAUUAAUGAAGCUAGACCUAAUUUUGGCAGUUAUAGGACUCACAAUACAGUCUGUGUUUUAUUUCUUUUAAUGAAAAAUGGUGACUGAUUUCUGUACAUUUAAAUUUAAUUCUUUGGUUGAAUGUACAUAAAAAAUUAUUGAAUCAGUAUAUGUUUAAUUGCUUAAUUCUGUUUGCAGACGAA
Trichomycterus rosablanca is the source of this 1334-nucleotide messenger RNA. RefSeq names its product chromosome 12 C3orf38 homolog (gene c12h3orf38). The record is from RefSeq and is a predicted model, not a curated record. Bases 7 to 846 code for a protein of 279 amino acids. The transcript has 3 exons. Lineage: Eukaryota; Metazoa; Chordata; Actinopteri; Siluriformes; Trichomycteridae.